AUGGUGACUAAGAAAAUCCGUACGGAGUACAUGAAGAAAUUCAAAGAGCCGAAAUGGGAGACGUUUUCCAAGUGCUACGAGGACUCAGUGAAGUACAGGUUGACUAGGCGGGUGAUGGAGCACGCUCACAAACCUCUGUGGUUCUGGGAGGGGUGGGAUACCUCAACCGGGUCAGACUCCAGCGCCAGUGGGCGGUCGACCCCCAAGGUGAGGAAUAAAGUCGCACCUGUAGACAUCAAACUUCAGACACCACCAGUGAAGUCAGAAUCAAGGGAGAGCCCGAAACCGAAGCCUCCUUCUGUGAAUGGGGAACCAGAAUUGGAGGCCAAGGAGUUUACCCUCUUGGAUGCACUACCACCCACAGAGUCUGUAAUAGAGAACGGGGGCGUAAACGAACCAGAUGAGGGGACAGUUAACGGGUCAGUAGUACAACAUGGUCCAGUGGCUGAAACGUCAACAGAUGAGGGACCAGCAGACAAGGCAUCAUCAGACGAGGAGCCGGUGAAGACUGAGCCUAAGCGUCGCCACCGCCAUCGUGUCCCUCGCUCAGAACCAUGUCAAAGGGACUGUUCCUGUGACGACAUCAAGCCUGUGCCUGUCAGGAAGCCCUCCAAAGCAAAGAGCCAGCCCCCAGCCAUCACCACAGAGAAGGAGAACAGACAACCUUCGUCCCGGCUCGACUGGGCAGAGAAACACGCGUCAUCUGCUAGGAGGUCUACAAAUGAGAGUCGCACAUCCGACGCAUGCGUCCAGACCAGACGGGAGUCGGAUAAACGCUGUUGGAAUGUGGACCGCAGGAGGGCACGGUCCGCCGACCUGGAGAAGAUACGGCGGUCGGAGUUGGCCGUGGUGGAUGACCGUUGGAUGACCGAGUACAUGCGCUGCUUCUCUGCCCGGUUGAGGUAGAGCACAAUGAUCAUGGGUAUUCCACCACCACCUGUCGACCAUUCUAUUUUUAAC
This is a messenger RNA of Oncorhynchus masou masou (cherry salmon), 960 nucleotides long. RefSeq names its product centriole, cilia and spindle-associated protein-like. Bases 1 to 906 code for a protein of 301 amino acids. Gene Ontology annotation, cellular component: cytoskeleton; ciliary basal body; ciliary transition zone. NCBI's taxonomy places the organism in Eukaryota, Metazoa, Chordata, Actinopteri, Salmoniformes, Salmonidae. The record is from RefSeq and is a predicted model, not a curated record. Gene Ontology annotation, biological process: regulation of mitotic spindle assembly. Gene Ontology annotation, molecular function: microtubule binding. The transcript has 3 exons.